AAUAUCAAUUUGUAAAUCAAUCAUAUUUUAUAGAAAACAAAAUGGCCUGAAAUCAGACUGAGACUGUUGCUUUAAAGCACUUCAGAAGAUUAUCAAUCAUUAACUCAGCUUUUCAUCCACCUUAACUUUCGACCCACUGAGGAGCCAAUAAGACUGAUUGUGUCGGUAGCAACUGGUUUAGAGUUUCAGGCCCAGGUCUUCCACACAAGUCACCAUGAGCAGCAGCUGUCACCGCUAUUCACAUCAAACGGAUAAGCUCCAACACUAAACAAUACUUGACAAAAAAGCUGGACUAAGGAAAACAAGGAAAAGAUCAGUGGCUGUUACCGUGUUACGAUUCUCAUGAAUCAUGUAUGAAACACAGCAGUAUGACAGCCCACCUCAGUACAGUCCACACUACAUUGCCCCAUCAAAUAUGUACACACCCAGAAGUGUCUAUUCUCAAAGGAGCGAGUUUGGCUUAUUCUCGUCAGUGCCUGAUGCUCCUCAAACGGAGGGAAACCCUCAGCACUUCUACAGAUGGUUCUCUCCACCUGGCAUCGUGAAAACUAUGGAGGGACUGACAGCUCUGCUCUGUUUUGUUAUUUUUGCCUGUGUUGCUUCCACUCUAGUUUGGGAUAUGCAUGGCUACGAGGGCAGUAUCGGGGCCUAUGUUGCUGGAUCUGGGGGCUAUGGCAUGGGGUCUGGGUAUUAUGGAGGAACAUAUGGCUAUCAAAGCUCUUACAUGACACCCUACUCGGCAAAGUCAGCCAUGAUCUCAAUGGCAGCCCUUAAUUUUGUAAUAUCUUUGGCCAUCUUAGUGGUUAGUUUCUCAAAGUUAUGGUGUGUGCGUGGAAAAACGUUUUACCUGACGGUUUUUGUGGUGGACGUGGUUCUGGCGAUUCUUCAGUGUAUUAUAGACAUCAUAUUCGUCAUCGGGGUGAAUCCCAUGGCCCAGAGUUCACAAAGUAUCUUGUACAACCCGAUCCUGAUGAUGUGUCAGACCUCAUUAGGGAAUCCCAGCAUCAGCGCUGGAGUCGGCACAGGCUUCCCGGGUGCAUAUCCAUCCUUUAAUCGAUAUCUCUAUCACUACUGCUUCAUGGAUCCUGAGGAGGCUGUGGCUCUGGUUUGUGGGCUGUUUGUCAUGAUUGCUCUGGCUGUUGCAGCCUAUUUUGCCUAUAAGACUCGAAGCAAAAUAUGGCAUCAUGGCAAACCUAAUAUCUACUGGGAGGAACCGCCUAUCCUCAAAACAGACAGGAGCCACAAUUCACAAGACUGGCGAAACACUCAAUACACCCCCACUGUGGUUUUAUCAGAGGCUUCCCCUCACCUGAAAGCAGAGAACAGCUUCACCUCCUACACUGAGGGAACAGUGAGCGUCUACAGCGAGGCUGCAUACAAAAGCAACGUGUAUUCUGAGAACGUGAACAGCUGCUCCUCGGAGCCGUUGUACCAGAAUCGGUGGAUGAGCUCCAGCCCUGUGGAGGAGGUUGAGGUGCAAAGCAGCUCAGUGCAAGAGAAACCGGAAACCUACGAGGUUGAGGAUGUUCUCUGCGAGACAGGCUAUACCACUGGUGGAGAUUCAGCCACUGAAUUACACACAUAUGAGAUGGAGGACUCUUAUUCAGAAAUUUCAACAGAUGAACAGCGCAGACAGUACAAGAAACAGUUUGAUGUCACCCUCGCUGUUUACAAGAACCUUUGUGCAGAAAUGGAUGAUAUCAGUGAUCAAAUGAGUAAACUGAGCCAAGAGCUAGACACCCUCCAUGAGGAGUCCACCAAGUUCCAGGCUGUAGCUGAUGAAUAUAAUCGACUAAAGGAUCUAAAGCGGUCUCCAGAAUACCAGGCCAAGAAGCUCCGGUGUAAGAAAUUAAGGCAUGAACUGUGUCAAAUCAAGCAACUAGUGAAAACUUAUGACAGAGGCUUUACAAGGAGAGAGAAGACUAAUGUUUCUGAUCCUCAGGAUUUCUUUGUUUGAAACUGUACACAUGUAUGCACGACACGUCCAAUGUAUACAUUACUGUCGGUAUAUGAGCUUUUAUAAGCUUGCAAGUUGCAAGAGGUAUUGUAAAUAUUCUCAAUGUUCCUCAAAAAUCUUUGCAAUUUGAAUAUAAAAACUUCGAUAGGAAACAUUUCCUUUGUAAUUUGAUAGGCAACAGGCAAAACAAGUACACAACUCAAUGUAUGAUAAUUUUGUUUAAUCAAGCUGUCAUACACCAGUAUUUAAAAAGACAAAGAUAUUAAAAUGAAAACUGUACAUGUUGCCGUUUUGAUGCGUUUAUGUAUAUUAGACCACCUGAUAUGUUUCAAGGCCUAAAUAUGAGGUAAUAUUAGUCAUUCAGAUGUAUGAGAAGGCUAGAAAACGUACAUCUCACAACUAUAGCCAAAACAACAUGCUGUCACCGGUGAAACGCCA
Messenger RNA from Pimephales promelas (fathead minnow), 2395 nucleotides. It is a transcript of the gene ocln1, whose product is annotated as occludin1. Gene Ontology annotation, molecular function: cis-regulatory region sequence-specific DNA binding. The record is from RefSeq and is a predicted model, not a curated record. Gene Ontology annotation, cellular component: membrane; transcription elongation factor complex; bicellular tight junction. Gene Ontology annotation, biological process: snRNA transcription by RNA polymerase II; bicellular tight junction assembly; positive regulation of transcription elongation by RNA polymerase II. NCBI's taxonomy places the organism in Eukaryota, Metazoa, Chordata, Actinopteri, Cypriniformes, Leuciscidae.